Trypanosoma cruzi is the source of this 2595-nucleotide messenger RNA. RefSeq lists its product as uncharacterized. NCBI's taxonomy places the organism in Eukaryota, Euglenozoa, Kinetoplastea, Trypanosomatida, Trypanosomatidae. Gene Ontology annotation, molecular function: protein binding. The transcript has a single exon. Bases 1 to 2595 code for a protein of 864 amino acids. The record is from RefSeq and is a predicted model, not a curated record.
AUGUCCUCCGCAGUGACGCUGCGCGAGUUGGAUACCCUUGAGAGGGCAGACCAGCCGCUGCUGGAGCGAUUUGAGCGGUGCCGCCACGACGUGGUUCGUGUUUCUGCCAGUUCCAUUUUACAAGAUUGCAUCGCCGUGACGACAAAAGGCGGCUUCGUGGAGCUUAUCAACAUUGACACCGGCGCCUUUCGUCUGUUUCUCAGCCAUUUGGGCGAUACACCGCUGGAGUCACUUCUGCGGUGUUUUUCCCUUGUGCCAUCCCUCUAUGCCGCACGAGGCAGACAUCACCUGCUUUACUCGCUUGCAUACUCAAAUGAAUUGCUUCUGGCUGACAUGGAACAGGGUACGGUGGAGGUCCUUGCGAGAUUUCACAGUCGCCCCAGUGUGGUUUUUUGCGAUGGGGAUUAUAUGGUGUGCGGUGAGGGAUGUGGGCAGGUGACACUUUGGCGGGCUCCAUGUGAAGCGGCGGGGGCAAAACUUUUCUGGCGCCGACCGGUAUUCAGUGACACAGUCCUCUGCAUUUCCGUGCAGCGCGAUUAUAUAUUUUGCUCAUCAGCAGACUACCACUUUUAUGUUCUGACAAUUGAGUCAGGAGAAGUUGUUGCCGCACUUCCACACGAGCCAUCACCAGCAGUCGCCAUUCAGUCUGCUGCCAACUCGCAGGUGAGUCACACCCUUACUGUGUUGUGUUUACCAGGUGUUCUCUCCGUAUAUUCCCCACCGCCAGCUCAGGAGGAUGUUUCGGCGGCUACAACAAUUGCUAAUUCUACAUGGAUCUGUACUGCUUUGCUACGUCUUGACGUGCAAAUCAGCUGUGCAAGUUGCUGUGCAGGGCUCAUGGCAUUGGGUACGGCCUCUGGUGUAGUCCUUCUUGCGAGUAUGAUAACAACAAACGGCGAGGCUGUGGAACGUGUGCGAUUUGAUGUUGGUUUCUCCGUCAUUGGUAUUCAGAUAUUUAAAAACGGAGAACUGGUGGUGGUAACGUCCGCCGGAGAUGUGUGGAAGUGGACCAUAGAGGAUCUACUUCCACGGGAAGCGGAUAUGAUGGAGGGACAAGAGGAGGAAGAAGAAGAGGAGGUAGAAAACUUGUUUGUACCGCAGCCACACAUGCGGCCUCCAGACACCAGAUGGGUGAAGACGACAACGACAGCAGAAGCAGAAGCAGGAGCAGCGGGGACGGCGACGUCUGGCGACCGAGUGGGGAUGGGUGAUGAGGAGGAGAUUGUGGUUGAGGUGGGAGACGAGGCCUCUUCAAAUUCCUCUGCGUUGUGGUCUGAAUCGUGUCACCCGGUGCAGCUAGAGAAAAGCACGGCUGGUUUAGGCAACCCGACUGGCGAUGGAAUAACAGAGGGGAAUGCCGUCCCGUUACUGCGGUCUAUUUCUCACAGUGAGAGGACGAUUCAUGUAAACCCUAUUCAUAUUAGUAGUAGUACGAAGAGUACGGAUACCGCCACCGCCGCUGCUGUGGUUGCCCAUGGCGAUACGGCAACGGAGGAUCAUGUUAUAGCCGUGCGUGGCGUUGAUAAAUCCGCAUCGGUGGCCGUUAUUUCUGUCAAUACGGAUGAAGAGAAGGACGAGGUGAAUCAUAGCGUUGAUGAUGAUCAUGAUGACGAGUAUUCUGAGCAUUCGUUUCAACCCAGCAGCAUCAGCAUUGUGGCCGGUACAAUUGGUGCGGCGGAUGCUGCGCGGAGUGUUAUUCUUGCGCCGCUGCAAAUUGAACCCAAUAUGAACUCUCGCUCCGUGCCUCAUGUCGCAGCCGCCACCCCCACCACCAUUACUCCUACUACUACUAAUACUACUCCUUUCAAUGCGGAUCCUUCUGCACACCGGGAUGGAACGCAACUGCAUCAGGAAGACGGGGUGGUUGUGACUGCACAAAAGGCGAAGGACGCUCCUUUUCCACCCGUUUCCACAUCUUCUGCGUGUUCUCGUGCUCUGAAGUGUUUGCUACGCGGGACCGAAUUGGGCCCGCCUGCAGUCAUUAGCGGGCUACGAGCCGGCAAGCGCAUGGAUCCAAGGAAGGCACGUCAUAUUGUUGAGAACAGCUGUACAGAUGCCGCGGCACUGCCAGAGCCGGAGAGCCAGAGCUCAAGGAUUUUGGUUGACCAUCGCCAGGCCUUGGAAGAGGCAAAGUUUGACUACGCAGAGUACACCAAGACACAUUUGUUAAAGGCAGAAUCAUUAAAGUACCGUUACCCGGUAAAACUCCCUGUGCACGGGCUACAUACACAUUUGUUUGCCGCAGCGGUACCUCGCCUGCAGGACCGCCCUAAUGGGAAUAUGGAGAGUGCAGAGGAUGGUGAUAAACGCAAGAAACGACGAAAGCAACAACUACAACAAAAGCAACAACAGCCCAUUAUAGAUGAUUUAAUGAACGCGACCUUUCAGAAUUUUACAAGGCGGAAAGAUGCGGCACUUGAGGAGGAGCGUCUUCGCAGUGGCCCUGACAUUCAGCAACACUUCUGUGACAGUUUGCUUUUUGGCCCAAUGGAUCCCAGUGGCACUGUGUUAUUUGAGGAGACUCGCCUGCAGCUGGCCGUACCUAAAAUGCUCUUUCUUCCUAUGCCGCUGCCUCCCACACCGUCGGUAUUCUGA